CGAGAGAGUCUCUCGGGAGGCUGGACUAGCCACACGUUGUGGUGAACUAGGGUAAAAACGGUGUGCCUCUACCUUGCUCUUUACUUUACGCUUUUAAUUUGUUUAUUCCUGCGUCAUUUUCGUUUCAAACGCUAUUCACCCCCCUCUAGCGUUGGGAUGUUUUUCUAACAAUUGGUAUCGGAGCCUAACUCUCUUCCAAACUUAACCAUUUGAGAGGAAUAAGAUCAUGGGCUCUUCUUCUAGAAAUUUGUACGCAGGUAUUGGCGAAGGGCAAUCCACCUCUAGGCCACCGCUCUUUGAUGGCACCAACUACUCCUAUUGGAAGGAACGGAUGAGAAUCUAUAUCCGUUCCACCAACUUCCAAUUGUGGUUGGCCAUCAAGAACGGCGAAGAAACGCCAAUGAAGAAAGUUGGGGAGAAACUUGUCCCAAAGACCGAGGACGAAUUUGAUGCCGAAGACAUCAAAAAGGUAGAGAACUACGCCAAAGCAAUCAACAUGCUCUACUGUGCAGUCAACCCCAAGGACUAUCACAAAAUCUUGUGUUGCACAACUACCAAAGAGAUGUUGGACAAGCUCGAGGUCACAUACGAAGGUACGGACCAAGUUCGGGAAGCCAAAAUUGACUUCCUCACGCAGGAGUACGAGAUGUUCAGGAUGAAUGAAGGCGAAAAGAUCGAUGACAUGUUCGAUCGGUUCUCAAAGAUCAUCAAUGACCUUCACGCUCUCAAGAAGACUUACGCCAACAAGGAUCUUGUGAGGAAAAUCCUGCGGAGUCUCACACCCGAAUGGAGAUUAAAGGCCAACGCAAUCUACGAAUCCAUUGGAGUCUCAAACGUCACCAUCGACGGGUUAAGAGGUAAUCUCAAAACUUAUGAAUAUACUAUUCUAACCCCGUCUUUAAAUGAACAAAAGAAGAAAGGAAUAGCGCUCAAAGAAACCAAAGAAACGGUGGAAGAAGCUUCAAGCGAUGAUGACAAUGAGUUUGGACUCGUCAUCAAGAAAUUCCACAAAUUCAUGAAGAAGGAAUUCAAGCGCAAAGGAAGAAAGCACGACGGUCCCCCAAAGUUCUAUGGUUGUGGCGAGAUAGGCCACAUCAAGCCGAGGUGUCCAAAAGGAAAAAACGGCAAGGACAAACCCGGCUUCAAAAAGCAAAGAGCCUAUAUCUCAUGGGGUGGCGACUCCGGCGACGAGUCAACCAACCAAGAAGAGGAUGAAGCCGCCAACCUCUGUCUCAUGGCACACGAAGACCAAACCGACAAUAUACAAGAGUCCCCUCAUGUUGUGUUUUCCGAAGAUAAUACUCGCUUGGCAAGAAAGGCUAUUUGUGAUGAUCUUGCAGACUCGCUCGAAAGAAUACACGUUGAAGGCGAUGAAGAAGACACGCCAAUAUACACCAACCCGCAACCACAAACUGAGGAAACACCUCAAGUGAUGGUCGAAAAUGAAGAAGAUCAAGCGGACAAAGAAAAACAUGAGGAAGCCCAGGAACAAGAGGAAACCGAGCUUCCCGUCGCUUGGAGAACGAACAAGAACCAUCCACUUGAUCAGGUAAUCGGCAUCAUCAACCGCGGGAAUUCUUCAUCCAUGGGAAAAGACAAGAGCAUGGCUGCUACAUCCGGGAAAUCCAAGGCAAAAUCCCGGGCUCCAACGACGACUUCCGAGGAACACCUCUACUACGGCGACAGGUGGUAUCUCUGGUUCGAUUCCGAGGAGGAGCGCACCCGCUUUCUCACCUUCUUCUCCAAGCGGGUUGUGGCUCCCCCGCGGAUUGUCCCGGAGCGCUUCGAGGACCUCGUCAAGUCCACGCCGAUUGAAAUCACCGUGGAGCGACUUGGGCGCAUCGCCGGCCUCCCCUACCAAGGCGACGACAUUUUCACCUAUGGCGGAGAAGAUUGGGUCCUCAACAACGAGGGCCUAUUUUUCAACGAGCUCGGCAUCACAGAACUCAUCCGCCAUCCCACGGGCCGCCCCACCAUCCACUCUGCGACCCCCGAGAGCGGCCUCCUUCUCUACAUCGUGUCCCGGAUACUCAAGCCCCGGAGGCACGGGCACACGAUCAUGUCCGGCGAGGACCUCAAGCUCCUCCACGCCAUCAUGCACUCUGCACCAAUCAAUUGGGCGAAGUUUGUCAUGAUCUACAUGACGGACGCCACAUCUACCGCCCACGAUCAACUCCUCCCUUACCCCUUCUUGGUGAUGGACAUCCUUAAACGUUUCAAGGUGACCACCACCGUUGGCCCGCUCACCAAGGCCACGAAAAUUUGGAAGAUCAGCGCCCAAACCUUCAAGAAGCGGUCGAACAACGCCGCCGUCCUGCCAAUGGCCCAGCCGAACCCCAGGCCCGGGCCAACCUUGCCUCCAUCGCUGACUCCCUCAACCGGCUGCACUUCAAAGUCGACGGGAUGGACGGAUAUCCCCCUCUACUAUGGUAAAUGUGGAAGAUUUGGGCAUUCUUGCUCAUCUCCUGCAAAACCCACCGGAAAACUCCCCUCCGGUGGGAUGAUGAACAGGGGUGACCAUAUGACGGCAUCUGACAAAGCUACAGCUACAAAGGGCAAGCGGACGGUUGUCAGACACAAGAAGAAAACCCCAAGCAAGAUAUUACAAACUCUGGACAAUAGCCGGGCCCAUCUUGCUCAGCCUGGGGAAAUUCCAUGCACUUCGAACCAAGACGGGCAGGACGUUAUGGACACCUUAGCCCUGGAAAACCUUGAUAUUGGAACCCCUAAGGUCUCUGGUGAAGCUCUUAUUCUAUCAAGGGGAGGGAGUGCCAAAGCUAAAACUUAUAAGCUUUCAGUCCAGACUAGAGGAAUGAAAGCUGCUCUAGAUCCCUCUCUCUUGGUUAUCUCAUGAAUCUUAUGUUCUGGAACAUUAGGGGAGUGCGCAGCUCCUUACCCACGCUGCAGGCACUUGUUCAAACUCAUAGGGUUUUCUUUCUUGCUAUUUUGGAACCUUUGGUAAAAGAAGAUAGCGUAACACCCUAAUCCGUCCAGCUUGUGUAACAGUGGGAGUGGGAGGUAGUAAUUUCUUAAAAAAUUGAUCAUCAACUAUACCCAGAUCCUCACAGUCAGAGUCAUCACUGUCACUUUCCAGUAAGGGGGUAAAUUUUGAGCUAUCAAUAAAGGGUAAGGCUGUUGAGACAUCAACCUCUACACAGAAGCGUGCAAGGUCUGGUCU
Cuscuta campestris is the source of this 3178-nucleotide messenger RNA. Lineage: Eukaryota; Viridiplantae; Streptophyta; Magnoliopsida; Solanales; Convolvulaceae. The record is from the annotation of a GenBank genome assembly.